Messenger RNA from Sphaerodactylus townsendi, 1175 nucleotides. It is a transcript of the gene PACRGL, whose product is annotated as parkin coregulated like. The transcript has 5 exons. The annotation marks the transcript as partial. Lineage: Eukaryota; Metazoa; Chordata; Lepidosauria; Squamata; Sphaerodactylidae. The record is from RefSeq and is a predicted model, not a curated record.
CAUUCCAGGUUGGUUCAUGGCUCUGUUAAACACAAGCUACAGUGGGAUUGUCCCCCUGAAACCCUUCCAUUUGAUCCUCUUCUUAUCACUUUAGCAGAGGGGCUGAGAGAGACGAGGCAUCCAUAUACGUUCGUCUCCAAGGAGGGCUUCAGAGAAUUGCUGUCGGUGGGAGGAGCCGCCCAGAAGGCCGUCCCGCUGCUGCCUCGCCUUGUUCCCGUAUUAAAGGCUGCUUUGGCCCAUUCAGAUGGUGAAGUCUUUGAAAGAGGUCUGACUGCUUUGGUACAACUGAGUGCUGUCAUUGGCCCUGCACUGAAUGAUCACCUGAAGCAUCUUCUCUCAAGUCUUUCCAAGAGGCAGAUGAGCAAGCAAUUCAAAGAGCAAACAACAGAUGCUUUGCAGAAGCUGGAGCAAUAUGGCGGGAAGGAAAGCUUGGCUAUUAUAAAAUCUAAAAUUCCAACUUAUUGUUCAAUUGGUUUCUGAAGAGAGUUGUGAAGAAGAACGUCCCCUGGGACUGUCUGUUCUACUGUGACCUCUUUGUCGAUAGGACACUGCUCUCUCUUGCGGGAUACGAGGAAUGGUCAGCGCUGACGUGAAGAGUAGAUAUGCUUCUCAGUACUUCUAGCAAGAGUUACAGAUCAGUUCAUCCGGACGGGAUAAUGGAGUCAUGUCUCUUUGUCAAAUGUAACUAUGAAGAAAAUAGAGAUAUUUGCUGUGUAUUUAUGUGUUUGCUAAAUGUGAUGCAUUAAAUGUUGUGGGUAUAGUCCAACUCAAGUCAAGUACUGUUACAACCUGUUGAUUCAGUAGAAGGGUGUUAAACAGGCACUCAAGUCUUAUCAAAUGGGCCAAAGGGACUUGAAAGGGCUCGAAUCUGCUCCGGGUGCGUCGUGCUUCAUUUAUUUUGAAUCAGACACUCCUUGCCUUGGGCUCAGAGAGAAAUGUAUUUUUAUAUUGUUAGGUUAAAGAGAGAUUUCUUUCCCUAAGGAUUAGAAAAAAUGUGUGAAGUCUGUUAAACUUCACGCAAGCCCUUCCAGGAAUCUACCAAGUUUUACAUUAAUGUGCUAAAAUUGCUUCACUCUUUAAUUUGAAACGGUGGUGAGAUUACAAGUAUCAAAAGAUAAAAUUCAGAGAUUUAACAGGUACUUCUUGGAGUAUUAAAUUUUUGCAGAAUAAAUUUG